Neocloeon triangulifer is the source of this 3569-nucleotide messenger RNA. RefSeq names its product cytochrome P450 306a1 (gene phtm). The transcript is spliced from 8 exons. Bases 426 to 1667 code for a protein of 413 amino acids. Gene Ontology annotation, biological process: xenobiotic metabolic process. The record is from RefSeq and is a predicted model, not a curated record. Gene Ontology annotation, cellular component: intracellular membrane-bounded organelle; cytoplasm. Gene Ontology annotation, molecular function: oxidoreductase activity, acting on paired donors, with incorporation or reduction of molecular oxygen, reduced flavin or flavoprotein as one donor, and incorporation of one atom of oxygen; heme binding; iron ion binding. NCBI's taxonomy places the organism in Eukaryota, Metazoa, Arthropoda, Insecta, Ephemeroptera, Baetidae.
AAUCCGGUGUUUUGCUCGGUGUUGAUCGUUGAUCAGUGAUUUCGGACAAAAAUGUGACUUUUAUCCUCAAGAAAGUGGUACUUGCGGGCCGUGACCUUUCGUAGCGACCUGCGGAGGUCAGGAAGGAACGUUCCAAGAUCUGAGCUGCAAACGGUCCCGGUGUCGACCGGAAAAGUCGCCACGAGAGGUGAAGAAUCGUGGAGGAGACAAAGGGUUUAAGGGUUGAGAUGGUGCAUCCAAGUGUCUCCGCCUAAUCACCCGACCUUCUCGGAUUCCUCUCGCCUGAUCUCAGCACCCUGCUGUGUCCAUUCAACUGGCGUGUCAAGCCUUGAUGCCUUAAAAUUCAAUCUCCAAGGCUCGUUGGUGCUGAAGAGGACGCAGAGGUCGAAAUCAAAUGGACCUUUUCAAAAACAGCCACCAAUCAAAUGAAUCAACCAGGUCGCAGGACAUCCUGGUCAAGGCCAGCCAGCGCAGACCUUCCGAAAGGUCUGAUCUGCGCGGAGGGCGUGCGGUGGAAGGAGCACCGCCGCUUCACCACGGCCGCGCUCAAGAGCAUGGGCAUGGUCAAAUUCGGCGGCAACCGCGACGCCCUGGCCGCCAGGGUCUUCCAGGGCGCGCAACGUCUCGUCGACGAAAUCGGGCGGGCGCCGCCGGCGCCGAUGGACGCGGCGCCGCUGCUCAACCACUGCCUCGGCUCGCUCGUCUACGCGCUCGUCUUCGGCAAACAGUUUGAGCGCGACGACCCCACCUGGCUGUGGCUGCAGCACCUGCAGGAGGAGGGCACCAGGAUGAUCGGCGUCGCGGGCCCCCUCAACUUCCUCCCCUGGCUCAGGUUUGUGCCCAAGUUGAGGAGGACGAUCACGUUCCUGUUGGAGGGCAAAAACAAGUCGCACGAGUUGUACCGCAAGUUGCUGCAGCAGCACGUGGACUCGGGUCUGCAAGACGGUGACUCGCACCUGGCAGGGCGCUACCUGAAGGAGGUGGCCCUGAGGGUGCGGGCGGGCGACCUGGGCACCUUCACCGAGCCGCAGAUGCUGCACUCGCUGGCCGACGUUUUCGGCGCCGGCUUCGACACCACCAACGCCACCCUCAAGUGGUUCCUCCUCUUCAUGGCCCUGCACCCUGACGUGCAGCAAAGGGUCAAGUCCGAGUUGGAUGCGGCCGUGUUCUCCAGACCUGAAGGCGAGCGCAACCUGAGAAUGAGCGACCUGCCGUGCUGCCCUUACACCGAGGCCGCCAUCGCCGAGACGCAGCGGCUGCGGUCGGUGGUGCCCACUGGAAUUCCGCACGGCGCCACUCAGGACGUGGAGAUCGGCGGCUUCCGAAUCGCGGCCGGCACCAUGAUCAUGCCCCUGCAGUGGGCCGUGCACACCGACCCCAAGCUCUGGGGCAGCGACGUGGACUCCUUCAACCCUGACAGGUUCCUCACCCCAGAGGGGAGGGUCUCCAAACCUGACUACUUCAUGCCCUUCCAAUCAGGGAAGCGAGUGUGCCUGGGCGAAGAGCUGGCGCGCAUGAUGGUGUUCGCGUUCGCCGCGAGCGUCGUCUUCAACUUCAGGGUGUCGUUCGGCGGCGGUCAGGACGCGGCCGCGGUGCUGCAGGGCGAUUGCGGCAUCACGCUCAAUCCCAAGGCGCACAACUUGCUUUUCGAGCCACACCUCCUUUGAUUUAUACACAAAUCGAAAAUUCAUGCAGGUGUCAAAACAGGCGCCGCUCUCAAAAAAACACAAAACAAACUUGUCGAAAAGCGGUUCCAGGCGGUUUCAUUUGUGCGUUCAAAACUGCAAUUCAAAUCGAUUCGUGAAUUUUACUUUGUACAAUCUCGAACUUGAGGAUUUUAUUUUGGGCAAUUGCGCGUCGGUCUGGCGAUUUGGUCUAAGUGAAGAAACGGCGGCGCAGAAAGAGUCGCUCAAUAAUCAGUGGCCUUCACAUUUUAUUCGAGCCCAGGCGACAAUCUCGUCGCUCGUUUGCCUCUCUCGUCGCGCAUUUUUUUUCAUUAUAAUUUUUCUGCGUGCAUUUGCUUCGUCACUCCAAAUCAAACUCAAAUCUUUCGCAAUUGCAAUACAAUGAAAAGAAAUAUUAAUAAAAUUUUAGACCAUUUGAGAUUAAUUUCCUACAACUGCAUAGAUCAAAAAAUGACACAUAGAUAGGUUGGUAAUUUUUCCAAUGAGGUUACAAAAUGUGCAAAUUUUUUUCCGAGAAAUUAAAAAAUCGAGUUUUUUAUUUUUCUGUUCAAGAUAAAAACUUCCAAAUAACUAUUUUUGGCUUAUUUUCCUACGCCCGACAACUUUUCAUUUGUGAACAAACGUGUACGAACACGUUCAAGGUCACUUUCAGCUAAAUUUUGACUGAAAGUAAAAUUUUUGAAAUGAAUUCUCGAUUAAUUUGAGGUAUGGGAAAAAUGUAGCCCGUCUUAUUUAUAAUCGAUUUGGUAAAUAUGAAAAGUGAAAUAUUUUCAUUUUAUUUUAUAAGAAAAUUAGAACAAAAUAUUAAUCUUUGAUGCCAACAUUCAAAUCAGCAUUAUUUUCAUUUAUUCAAUGUUGUUAAUUUGUGAGUGUGUGUAUUUUUUUAGUAAUUUUUUUUUAAUUUUUAGUGCAGAGUUGUGUCGUGCUUGCGUUGUUAAGUGUAUUCCAGUUGCCCUUUUAAAUUUUCAAAAUAAAUUUUAACUUGGAUUCAGAAACUGAGCGAGAAAACGAAUUAAAAUGUCCAAAUUUCCAAACUUUUAAUUGAAAAUUUUAAUUAUUUUUAAAACAGAUUAAAAUUUCCAAUUUAAAGUUGAAAUUUGGACAUUUUAUUUCGUUUUCCAAGCAUUGGUUUUCUCGCUCAGUUUCUGAAUCCACGGCAAAAUUUCAUUUACUCAAGUUUAAUUUAAAUAAAACCCCCACUUUUGGUUUUAAACAUGUAGAUUCCAAAUAAAAUGGGCGAUAUUUUUUCCUAUACUUACAAAAAAAAAAUCAAAGGAAAUGAUCAUUUCGAAAAUUGGACUUUCAGUCCAAACAGAGCUGAAAGUGACCUUGAACGUGUUCCUACACGUUUGAUCACCAUAGAAUAGUUUGCCGAGCGUUGCAAAAUUAUAAGUCUUAUGAAGUUGUUUUCAAAUUUGUAACUUAAAUAGAAAAAUUUAAAUAAAAGAAGACUCGAUAUAUAGGGUUUCAGAAAAAAAAUUACAAAAAUCCUUUGAAAUUCUUGUAACUUAAUCAGUAUAAAAUUAUUUUUCUUUAUAUGCAGAUUGCAUAUGAAUUGAUAAAUUUCAUGUUUUUCUUGCAACCAAAACUAAAUUAAUUGUUAAAAUUUUCUUUCGAGGCGAAUCCAAGUGUUGAGAAGGCGCUCAAGUGCAUGUAUUUUUUCUCUCUCCCGAGCCUUGUGUGUUGUUUGCUGUAUGGUUGCGUGUGUCAUAUUAAAUGUCAUCUGUGAGUACCUGCACGUCAGGUUGAAAGGGACUUUCACUGGAAAAGCGUCGCCGCCGAGUGUGUGACAACACCACUCGAUUAAUCCUGCACGCUGCGGUAUUUACGAUUUGUAUAUAUAUUUGCAAACCUUAGCAAGUGGAAAAUUAAAUAAAUAUAAUA